GAGCUUUAGGCGCUAAAAUAAGCUGAAAGUACGUCAUGAGCAUCUAUCACGACGAGGUGGAGAUCGAGGACUUCGAGUACGACGAGGAGGAGGAGAUGUACUACUAUCCCUGUCCAUGCGGCGAUCGAUUUCAGAUCUCCAAGGAGGAGCUAAUCGAGGGCGAGGAGGUGGCCACCUGUCCCAGCUGCUCCCUAGUCAUCAAGGUCAUAUACGAUCCGGAGAUGUUCAAAGCUGAGGAGGAUGAAGAAAGUGCGCUGAACGAGAAGCUCGGCGACCUGAAGCUCGAGAAGAACUAACACACAGUUUGGUGUAAUUAAAUAGUUUUUAUUCAUAUAUUUUUUUAUAUAUAUAUAGACUUCAUUUUAGUGUAAAUAAUACGUUGACUAGUAAAACAAUGAUUUCAAAUUA
This is a messenger RNA of Drosophila simulans, 408 nucleotides long. RefSeq names its product DPH3 homolog (gene Dph3). Gene Ontology annotation, molecular function: metal ion binding. NCBI's taxonomy places the organism in Eukaryota, Metazoa, Arthropoda, Insecta, Diptera, Drosophilidae. Gene Ontology annotation, biological process: protein histidyl modification to diphthamide. The transcript is spliced from 3 exons. The record is from RefSeq and is a predicted model, not a curated record. Bases 36 to 296 code for a protein of 86 amino acids.